Molecule: messenger RNA, 3586 nt
Organism: Hemiscyllium ocellatum (epaulette shark)
Lineage: Eukaryota; Metazoa; Chordata; Chondrichthyes; Orectolobiformes; Hemiscylliidae
Gene: raver2
Product: ribonucleoprotein, PTB-binding 2
Exons: 16
Coding region: 57-2516 (819 amino acids)
Cellular component (GO): cytosol
Molecular function (GO): mRNA binding
Source: RefSeq, a predicted model, not a curated record
CUUUCUCUGGCUUCGGGCUCGCGGCCGCUUUGGUUCGUAACGGCUGCUGCUCCAAAAUGGCGGCGCUCCCGUAUCCGCAGGCGGCGACGGCGGCAGCAACGGCAACGACGACGACAACAACAGUAGCGGCGGCGGCCUCUGCCUUUCCACGGCGGGGCCUAGGGGAAGAACAGUUGCUGCCGGCUGUGGAGCCUGAGGAGAUCGAGCGGCGGCUACAGCGGACCCGCGAGGAGCUGAGCAACAGGCGGAAAAUCCUGGUGAAGAACCUGCGGACAGACAGCAGCAGCAGCAGCCAGGAGAUACAUGAGCUACUUAAAGACUAUGAAUUGAAAUACUGCUAUGUGGAUAAGAACAAAGGAACUGCUUUUAUUACUUUGAUGAAUGGAGAACAAGCGCAGGAUGUCAUUCACAAAUUUCAUAAGUCCACUUUCCAGGAAAGAGAGAUAUCUGUUCAACUGCAACCUACUGAUAGCUUGCUUUGCAUUACCCAGCUACCAUUGUCCUACACUCAACAACAGUUUGAAGAGCUGGUCCGCCUUUAUGGGAAUGUGGAGAGAUGUUUCCUGGUUUAUAAUGAGACUACUGGUCAUUCAAAGGGUUACGGUUUUGUCGAAUAUAUGAAGAAGGACUCUGCUGCUCGAGCUAAGUCUGAACUUAUGGGGAAACAGCUGGGGCCUUGCACACUGUAUGUACAGUGGACAGAUGCAGAUCAUCUCUCAGCUGAUUUCCUUCACUCGAAGUGCCUUUGUAUAGAUAAAAUUCCCCACGAUUAUAAGGACACAACGGAGCUGACAGAACUCUUCUCUCAGAUGUUUAAGCCAGUUUUCUGUCAGCUUGCCCAGGCCUCAGGUAGCCAUCCUUCUUUUGCAGUGGUGGAGUAUGAAACUGCAGACCAAGCAGAAUUAGUGCAAAGAUCUACUGAUGGAAUAUUUUUUGGUGGUAGCCAAGCCCGUGUUUCAUUUUGUGCACCAGGGCCUCAGGGUCGCAGUACACUUGCAGCACUAAUUGCUGCUCAGAGGUUGUUGCUGAACAGCAGGAAGGGCCUUCUUCCAGAACCUAACCCGCUACAGAUUUUAAACAGCUUGGGUAAUCCUGCUGCAUUGCAGUUACUACUGAGGCCUUACCUCCAUGGUUAUGCUGGCAAGAAAAAUAUUUUGGGAAAUACUAGCAACGUGCCAGUUCUGCCAAAUCCUGCAUUGACUGCAGCCCUGCUUCAGAUAAAUCAAACACAGAAUGCUGUGUUGGGAAAUGGACUGUUUCAGAAUCUAAUACGAAUGCAGGCAGCUCAACAGAUGCUCGUAAACAAGGAGAAUCCAGCAAUCAACAAUAAGCCUGGUUUGCUUGGCGACCCAUCUGUUUUACUUCAAACUGCUUUGGGCCGAGGGCCAACUACAAUGAUGAACCCUGGGAAAGGAAUUUUGGCUGACUCACCAAAGGGUAUUCCAGUUCCUGCAUUGCCUGUUGAAUUCACUAAAGUGGCUACUCAGCCACUGGUGGGGACAUUGUCAUUUCAGUCCAAUCAGAAACUCCUGGGACAAAAUACAAAUGAGCAUAAAUCAAUGUUGGAAAAGCCAAAUGUAGUCAUUGGGCCAUCUCCAGUUUCUGCUUCAAUGACUCAGGCACAUCUUCAAGGAAUUCCUAAUUCAUUUCUGAGCAGCUUGACCAGUCAGCAAAAAGCACAAACCCAGCCUAAAGUGUCUAUGAGUAAUGCUGUUUGGACUACUACAAUGAGCAACCAGACGUCAUUGUUGGGAGUCCCACCACCUGAUCUAAAAAUACCGAACAAUCCUUAUCUUAACUUUUGCAAUAUACUGCCAAAUCUCAAUUUGCAAGUUGGAAAUGCCAGUAAGCAUAACCCUGGGCAACAGCAGACUGGAGUUCUGGAAUCCAUGUUAAAUCCAGCAAUCUCAAGGGCAGCCACAGCACCUGAAAUGCUACAGACAUCCACCUCCCAGUAUGCAUUUGACUGCUAUCCUGAGUACACAUCAAGCUGUGGGGAAUAUUCACAGGAUGUCAUGCAACAGUGGUACCAGACCUAUGUUCCAUCACACAACUCCUCUGAGGCGUUUGUAACCGGAUGUGAAAAAGAACAGUGUGAGGUAUCAGCCCCAACUUUUGUUCAGACAUCUGCAGCUCCUGUUGAAAUGUUCUAUAACCAGCACACGUCUGUAAAUACCAAUGUGGACUAUAGUAUGGCAGUGCAAGUGGUGCCUUCGUAUUAUGCUGGAAGUCAAACAUAUUACCCUGGAAGCAUUCAAAGUGGCCAAACUACCAAGGGGUCUCCUUGUGCUACAUCGCAGCAGUCACUUGCUCCAGGGGCUGGAAUCCUGGGUCCAGCACCUGUGGGAAACCCGAUGUCUAAUGUCAAGUCUCCAGUGACUGGUCAGAAACGUGCAUCUUCCUACCUCCUGCCUUCCCCUGAAGUGAGUCCAGAUGGAGGCUACGUUGGACAGCACUCGCAGGGCCUUGGUGGCCAUUAUGCUGAUUCCUAUUACAAAAAAAAGAGGAUAUUUUGAUUUAUUGCUGUUAUUUUUGCUGCUGUUUUCUCUUGCUUAAUGCUGGAACGUAUGUUUAAAUGUGAAGCUGCCCUUUGUUGAUGCAUUUUCUGUUUAGAAAAUUUAUUUUCUUUCAAAAAAAACAAAAAAGUUUUAAUGGUUUCCUUAAGUUUUUAUGUUGAAAUAGGAUUUUUAAUCUGAUUCCCCCUACUUCCCCCAUCAUCCCUCCCAGCAUCGCAUUACCAUGCAUUUUGGUUCAUGCCUGCUAAAGGCAUUCUUGACCUCCCAUUGUUUUGAAGGCAGCUGCAUAAUCUGGUUUCAAAUUUCUAUUGUUAUGGUGGAGUGGGACCAGUUUUAACUUCUUUCAAUCAGUCUUCAUGGAAUGUGCAGGAAGAAUUAUAGAGCUUUUCUGCUUAAUCACACUUCAGUGUUUCACAUUAGAAUGUAUUAAGAUUUUUGCGAGGGAGGGAAAAGGUCAUGAGGAAAAAGGUUGAGUCCCCGCCCCCCCAAAAUUAUCUAUCUUUUCAAUCAUUUCACUUCUGGUACACCUCUCUAGUUUAGUUAUUGAAUUGCACUUUUUACAGAUUUGUUUGCAUAUGUGGAAUGCAUUGGAUGUAUAUGGAAAUUAGCUUUUUUACCAUGGAUGAACCACUUGUUCUCUGACUGCACUAACUGACAUUUAUUUGAUGUAGUUGUCCUCAUAGUUACACUAUGCAGUAUGGCCUGCUCCCACUGACCAAAGCAAAGAUGUUAGGAUUUUUUGUGUUGCAUACAUCAUAUAUCACUUAACAUUUAAAAAUACUUUGUGUUCUUUUUUGGCUGCUUUGAAGGUCCUUCUUUUAUUGAUGGGAUGGUUAUACUAUGAAAUAAGUUUUAAUGCUGAUUCAUGUAUUUCUGUUUUUGAUUUAAUAUGGUAUGUGAAUUACAAUUUUUGGGGACUGUGGUAGUAUAGUCCUAGUUUUCUUUUUAUAAAAAAAAGUUUCUAACUUUUACCAGGGAAAAGCAGAAGUGCAUUUCACUACACUUGAAUCAUAAACUGUGGUUUACUUUUCUGUUUUCUUUUUGAAUAGUAAACAAAGUAAAAGUCUUAA